Paramecium pentaurelia is the source of this 377-nucleotide messenger RNA. NCBI's taxonomy places the organism in Eukaryota, Ciliophora, Oligohymenophorea, Peniculida, Parameciidae. The record is from the annotation of a GenBank genome assembly.
UAAUGGGAUCGAUCCUCAAUAAAUAAGAGGUUUCAUCAAGAAAGUUAUCUGAAAUGCCAUAAGAACAAAAGUCUUAACACUACACUUAAGAAGUUUAGGAGAACGAAUAAGCUAGAAUUGUGAUUCAGACUUAUCGUGACACAAAAAUAAGUCGGAAAGUACACAACUUAGAUCCUGAAGUUAAAUUAACAUUUAGCAAGUAAUUCCCUAAGAAACAAGAUCUCUCGAAUGCACAAGGAUAAACUAGUUCAAUUCAAUAAAAGGAAACAUUUCAAUUGUCUCCACGAUCACCUGAUAAGGAAAGUGAUUGUGAUUGGUAAGAUAUAUAUGGAGAUCAUUGCUUUACAUUAAGUGAUGGUCAUGUAGCUUAACAUUGA